Equus quagga is the source of this 666-nucleotide messenger RNA. RefSeq names its product chromosome 5 C2orf50 homolog (gene CIMIP5). Lineage: Eukaryota; Metazoa; Chordata; Mammalia; Perissodactyla; Equidae. The record is from RefSeq and is a predicted model, not a curated record. Bases 43 to 525 code for a protein of 160 amino acids. The transcript is spliced from 4 exons.
ACACACAUACACACGCACGCACACACACACACUUGUGUACCCAUGGGGAGCCGCCCGACCCCUGGGCUCCAGAGAACCACAUCAGCUGGGUACCGACUGCCCUCCAUCAGGCCACCAGCCUCAAUCUCCCCGACUGCCCGCCGUGGCCCCGUGGCAGGAAGGGGUCUUGCUGGUGGCCGCCAGGCCCCCCAGGACCUGGAGGCCAAGCGGGCACCCCUGGGAGCAGACAACGUGCAGCAGGACCAGCUGUGGAGGGAGCUCCUGGAGGCCGAGAGGCGGAGUCAGCGGCGCUGGGCUCAGAAUUGGAGUUUCCUGAAAGACUAUGAUCCCAUGGGCAAUAGGAAGGAGCCUGUGAAGCUGCCGGAGUACGUGCCUCUCUUUUCGGACACGGUCCCCAAUUCCACGAACCAGGCUGUGGGCAGCAGGGUGGACACGCCCCAGGGGAAAACCCUCAUCAGCAUGGACUUCUUCUUCGUGGAAGGCGUCCGGAAGAAGAAGCUGGAAGAUGAGCUGCAGCCCAUCUAGGAGGAGGAGGGCCCAGCGGCGGCCCCAGGGGCUGUGGGGAAAGUGGGGUGGUCUGCUCUUGAGACCACUCGACUUUUCGAAGACAGGAUCUUCAGGGCAGCCAAUGUCAAGAAGAUGCUCCUGCACUUAGCUACUCAGCUG